This is a messenger RNA of Drosophila guanche, 855 nucleotides long. RefSeq names its product protein late bloomer. The transcript has 4 exons. Gene Ontology annotation, cellular component: membrane. Bases 42 to 800 code for a protein of 252 amino acids. Lineage: Eukaryota; Metazoa; Arthropoda; Insecta; Diptera; Drosophilidae. The record is from RefSeq and is a predicted model, not a curated record.
UUAAAUUCGGCGCAGCAGCUGGAGCUGCCUUUAGUCUCGAAAUGAAUCGCUGCUACAACACAAUUAAGCUGUCCGGGCUGCUCGCCAAUCUGCUGUAUAUGCUCCUUGGCAUCGGCGUCAUGUGCGGCGCUGGCUUGGGCCUGCAGGCAGCGGAGCCCAACACGCCGGAGCACACGUAUUUCGUCAAGAGUCUGGUGCUGGGUGGCACCAUCUGCAUGAUUGUCAUGUUCGGCUGCUAUGGUUUGAUCUGCAAUUUGCUGUGUGUCAAUCUGAUUUUCACGCUCUUUAUACUCAUCUGUUUGGGCGCGGAAUACCUGCAGCUGCAUCACUACCACAGUACCUCGCACAAGACCCAAGGCAGCGCCUGGCAGCAGCUGGAGCUGGCUUGGCAUGGCCUGGACAGCCAACCGGAGCUAAUGCAUCAGUACGAGGCCACACAGCAUUGCUGUGGCCACGACAAUUCGACGGACUACAGGCAGCUGCAUUUGCUGUUGCCCGCGAGCUGUUAUCAGGCCAACGACACCUACCAGCAACAGGUCUUUCCGCGCGGCUGCCUGGAGACUUUGAGCCACAGUCAGCGGUACAUUGAGCAUCGCGAUAAGCUCUUCAUGUGGUCCAUUGUUGGCCUUGAGAUCAUUAUACUGCUGCAGACAGCCGCGUUCAGUGUGUUGCUCUACAGACUGCGCCAGCAACGGCGUCUCGCGCGUCGCCAAGUGCCGCCAGGUGUCAGGCGGGAGCCGCGCUCCAACCAUGUGAGGGCUGGCUCGCGGGCACAACUGCUGCAUGCUGGCGAUGUCUAAGCUUCGAUUUGUGUCAAAUAUUUCGUUUAUUAUUUAUGAAAAUGCAGAAAAAUGA